This is a messenger RNA of Galendromus occidentalis (western predatory mite), 1174 nucleotides long. RefSeq lists its product as uncharacterized. The coding region runs from base 180 to 905 and encodes 241 amino acids. Gene Ontology annotation, molecular function: A2-type glycerophospholipase activity. The record is from RefSeq and is a predicted model, not a curated record. The transcript has 4 exons. NCBI's taxonomy places the organism in Eukaryota, Metazoa, Arthropoda, Arachnida, Mesostigmata, Phytoseiidae. Gene Ontology annotation, biological process: phospholipid metabolic process; arachidonate secretion.
GCGAGCUCUCGAAUGUCUUAUCGCUUUCCGUAUGACCGGUCAUUAUGAGUUGAGAUGGAAACAGCGAACUGUACGCGAUACCCUCACUUAUCGCACACGUCUCACAGAAUGUUUUGCGGAGCCGGAGAAGCCGAAAUUCCAGUGCGAAGUGAAUAGUUAGUCGAGGAAAACUCGCGGAGAUGAUUCGCCAAAUACUUGUGUGCAUCCUCUGCUCGCUUCACCAAACCAGGAGCCUUGGUUUCUCCAGGGAAGCACAUGGUUCCCGCGAAUGGUUCCGGAAGCCCAACGGGCUUUCGAUAUUGAAGCCUAAUGGAACUCGGGUCGUCACAUCAGGUGUCAUAGUCGGUGAAGUCGUUCACGACGAAGCCGGGCGCAUCAUUAAUUGCCGCUUCACUGAACUAAGGGACCGCGCCGAACGCGAUUUUCUGUACAAGAAACUGGGACGAAAAGCAGAAGUGAUCGAAUUCGAGGGCAUGAUCACUCUCAUUAGAAAAUGCGGGGAGGUUGUUGCUAGCAGUCAGGUGUUUCCACGCUUCGCGAAUCCUCUGCUCCCCGGGACUCUUUGGUGCGGUCCGGGAGAUGCGGCGGAAAACUACGGAGCUUUGGGAUUAGUGCGAGGACCCGAUGCUUGCUGCCGAGACCACGACCUGUGUCCAAUAAGAGCGCUCCCUGGAGAAACCACGACGUCCAAGGGACCAAAUCAAUACACGAUAUCGGACUGUCGAUGCGAUCGAGCGCUGAAACAAUGUCUCAAAAGGAGCCUCAAAGUCGAGAAGGGUCUCGCGGCCGGAGUCGUAUCAAGAAUAGUCAAAAUCGGACUGGGGGAAUGCUUCGCCGAAGACGGCUCGGUCACAUCCUCGACUUUCAGAUUUUUUGAUAUUCUGCGACAGACUGGGGGAGAUUGACGCUCCAUGGAUAGGGUUUGAAAUGGAUUCAGCAAAGACGAGCGGAGGGUUUGAAUCAUCAAAUCUGUCACGGCUCAUUUUUGAAGGCUUCCGACGCGGAUUUCGAAGAGAGCGAAGUUGUACAGGACAAUCGGAGCAUGUCUUCGACAAUAGUUCGUAGGUAGGAUGAUUGCUGACGCUUGAUCCAGUUUCUAAAAACCGAUCAUACGAUGCAUCCGGAGGAGUGAAGUAUAUAUUCUCGAAUGAAGACGCAAUAUAAACUCUGUAUA